Messenger RNA from Patiria miniata (bat star), 2743 nucleotides. RefSeq names its product piwi-like protein 1. Bases 269 to 2500 code for a protein of 743 amino acids. Gene Ontology annotation, molecular function: piRNA binding; protein binding. NCBI's taxonomy places the organism in Eukaryota, Metazoa, Echinodermata, Asteroidea, Valvatida, Asterinidae. Gene Ontology annotation, biological process: regulatory ncRNA-mediated gene silencing. The record is from RefSeq and is a predicted model, not a curated record. Gene Ontology annotation, cellular component: P granule. The transcript is spliced from 17 exons.
GUUACACAGCUGCUAUAAGCAUGGAGCAAAGAGCGGCCAUGGCCGAGAGUUACCAUCCUCAUGCCCCGAGACCAAUGCCAGCUGAAGCGCCCCCUACAGCUCAGAUGGCAGCGUUGAGCGUGGGCGGGGCCCAGGGUGCUGAGGGAGGGGAGUCAGUGGCCGCGGCAGACAGACAGAGCUCCGCUACGCUGAACAAAAAGCAGCCAGACCCAUUGAUAAGAGAGGCAAGAAAGGAAAGCCAGUGGAGGUCUUGACCAACUGUUUCCGCAUGAAGGCUGCUGAUCAGUGGCUUCUGCACCAGUACAGCGUGGACUUCAGCCCCGUUGUGGACAACCCUAGGGCACGUCAUGCCCUGCUACGGGCUCACUCUGAGAUCCUAGGCACCUCCAUGGCCUUUGAUGGGAUGAUGUUGUUCCUGCUCCGAAGGCUUGAUGAGCCGGUGACCAGGUUUCAAACCAAACGCCGUGACUCUGAUGACAUCAUCACCAUUACUGUGACUCUCAAGAAUGCGCUGCCUCCUACCUCACCAACCUGCAUGCAGGUUUACAACAUCAUCUUCCGCAAGAUUCUUGGAUUGGUUGGCUUUGAGCAGAUUGGCCGGAACUAUUUCAACCCCAACGCCAAAAGGGAAAUCCAGCAACACAAGAUCCAGCUCCUGCCUGGUUUCAUCACCUCCAUCUUGCAGUAUGAGCAGGAGGUCCUCCUGAUGGCGGACGUCUCUCACAAGAUCCUGAGGACGGAGACAGUCUUGGACAUGCUGGCUGAGAUUGAGCAGACCAAGGGAGCAGGCUGGAGGGAUGUGGCCAAGAGAGUACUGGCAGGAGAAAUUGUCCUGACCAAGUACAACAACAAGACCUACCGAGUGGACGACAUCGACUUUAAUAUCGAUCCCAUGAACACAUUCGACAAGUUGGACGGCACUAAAAUAACCUACGCCCAGUACUACCGGGACGCGUACGGGCUAAAUAUCAGUGAUCUAGGACAGCCACUGCUGGUCAGCAAUCCAAAGAAAAGGGAUCAGCGCCGGGGAAUGAUUGAUCACAUCCACCUGAUCCCUGAGCUGUGUACCCUGACGGGGCUCAGCGAAGCUAUGCGCAGUGAUUUCCACGUCAUGAAGGACCUGUCUGUGUACACACGCAUCACGCCCAACGUCCGCAUGAAAGAGCUGACCAACUUCAUCGGCAGCUUUCCCAGGAAUCAAGAGGCGAGUACUUACCUGCAAAAGUGGCAGGUGAGCUUUGAAGCUCAGCCAGUCAGGAUCAACGCUCGCAUCAUGGAUCGGGAGAAAAUCCUCACCGGUCACCAGGGAAAGAAUGAGAUUUCCUUGGGUGAGAAUGCAGAGUGGAGCAGAGAUCUGCGGAAGGAUCUGCUGAGCUGUAUUGGUCUGCACAACUGGCUGCUGAUCUACACAGCGCGUGAUAGCAAGAACGCCAUGGAAUUCCUGAACGCCUUCAACACCGUGGCGCCACGUUUGGGAAUGGAAACCAGACCACCCUUAAUAUGUGAGUUACGUGAAGACCGAACCGAAAGCUUCAUUCGUGCUAUCCGACAGAACUUGAGUCCCCAGACACAGAUGGUUGUGUGUAUCCUACCAACUAUUCGUAAGGAUCGCUACGACGCCAUCAAGAAGUUCUGCUGUCUAGAGGCGCCGGUACCCAGCCAGUGCAUUGUGGGUCGCACUAUCAACAAGAAACAGACCGUCAUGUCUGUAGCUACCAAGAUUGCUAUGCAAAUUAACUGCAAGAUGGGCGGAGAGCUGUGGACAGUUUUAAUUCCAUCCAAAAUGUUAAUGAUGGUGGUUGGAAUCGACUCUUAUCAUGACUCCGCCACUAGAGGGCGCUCUGUCGGUGGCUUUGUCGCUUCCAUGAAUCAUGACCUUAGUAGGUACUUUUCACGAUGUACAUUCCAGCACACAGGACAGGAGCUCAUUGAUGGUCUCAAAGUCUGCAUGACAAGUGCAUUGAGGAAGUUUAAAGAAAUCAACGGUAAGUUGCCCGAGAGAGUCAUCAUCUAUCGCGAUGGCGUCGGUGAUGGGCAACUGCCGGCUGUGGUGGAGUAUGAACUACCGCAAGUGAUUGAUACCUUCAGGAUGAUAGGAACAGACUAUAGCCCUAAGUGCGCUGUGGUCGUCGUUAAGAAGCGAAUCAACAAUAGAUUUUGCUCCUUGAACCAAGGAAAUCUCGUCAACCCAUCCCCAGGAACGGUGAUCGACUCGGUGGUCACCAAACCAGACUUAUACGACUUCUUCCUUGUCAGUCAGUCUGUACGCCAGGGCACGGUCACUCCAACCAGUUACAAUGUGAUCUGGGACAACUCGGGUCUGGCACCAGACAGCAUGCAAAGCCUGACCUACAAGCUCACCCAUCUGUACUUCAAUUGGCCGGGAACCAUUCGUGUACCAGCCCCCUGCCUCUACGCUCACAAGCUGUCUUUCCUUGUUGGCCAAAGCCUCCACAAAGAGCCGCGGAUUGAGUUGGCUGACCGGCUGUUCUUCCUAUAGACAGACCAGGGGUGAUACACGAACAGUACCAAAUUUUGGUAAUUCCAUUUUAGCCUAAACAAAAUGACUAUGCAAAGAUUUAAAGUUAAUGUGAAUGCCGAUGCAAAACCGUGAUGAAUAAUUAUUUACGUCUCUUUUAGUUUAUCAUCGGGGACAAAAACGUGGCAUAUACCUCAAGAUGAGGUUUUUGAGGUCACAAGAAUUUGGGUCAAUCCAUGUGUUGGAUGGUCAGCAUCUCAGAUU